Messenger RNA from Lineus longissimus, 983 nucleotides. RefSeq lists its product as uncharacterized. The transcript has 6 exons. The coding region runs from base 1 to 582 and encodes 193 amino acids. Lineage: Eukaryota; Metazoa; Nemertea; Pilidiophora; Heteronemertea; Lineidae. The record is from RefSeq and is a predicted model, not a curated record.
AUGGCUAGAAUAAUAGAAACAUUCGAAAAAGACGCAGCAUUCAGAGGCAUCACUGGUGGAUUUGAGUCUGCAGUAACCACACCUAUAAAGGCUACAGCAGCAGUCUCCCUCCCUGUUACAUUACCUGAUCUGGCUGGUUGGACUCCUGUAAAUCAAGCUGCAGAUGUUGAUGUCGACUGCUCAGAUGCAGUGGUUGUGGCAACCUUUGAUCGUCAACCACACGAAACACACAUAGAGGGAGCCACAAUAAUUCUUGAUUCUCAACAGACGAUGACAGCCACUGCAAUGACUGCCCCAAAAUCUCCAGCCAAAAAGAAGGCCAAACUGUGCAAAGUCACUGGUGCCAGGAAAGCACAUGCGAAGGGUCUGCUGACAGACGCCAUGUGCCGACAGAAGACUCAGCAGGAUGUAUUUAACAUGCAGCUUGAGGUCCUUGAGGCAACUCUUGUUACGCAGAAGGCCACAACACGUACUCAGGAAGUUCUUCAGAAAGAGGCUGGCCUUCGAAUAGAAAAGCUACAGCUGGAGAUUGCUCUGCUGAAGGAAAAGGAGUUCUUGGGUCUGUCGGGCAUUGAACUGUAAAUUUAUGUGUAAAUAGUAUCUAUGUUUAUAGGAUUUGAAUUUUUUAAAUAUUAAAUAUAUUAAAUAGUAAAUAUAUAGUAAAUAUCAAGUUAUUUAAAACACAAAGGGAAUGUAUCAAAAUUAGAAGCUACAGUGUCAGUGACAUGAUGAAAAUGUUAUGGUAUAUUUCUUACGCGAGUGUUGAUUAUGCAAUACAUAUAGUUAUAGUUUUUAAGUUUGAAAUUGGAAAAUUCACUGGCUGUAGCUUCCACUGUUUUGAUAUAUCCCCUCACUCAGGUUGCAGUGGAUCACAGUCAAUUAAGCAAAGUAGCGAUUGGCGAGGUAGUCCCUGUAAACACUGCCAGAGUUUGGGCCAGCAUACUCCUCAUCAUCAUCUUCAUCAUCUUCUUCGUCAUUACUGU